AUUGCAACUAGGCUGAAUACGAGGCCAGCCCUGCUCUGCUCUGCUUGUGCUUGCUGGCCUCACCUCGAAUCUAUCAAGGGUGAAUUUCUACCUCCUUUUUGCUUGCGCGUCCUCGAUCCUUUUUCGCGCAUCUGACCCUCUUCUUCCUUCUGCACAUCUGGGGGCCCAUUGUCGUUCCUUCUCUACUCCGCUUUGGGAUAUUUAAUUGUUCACAGCCAGAAUUGGGGUCAAACUUCUGGCUCUUUCUUGGUUACGAAACGAGGAUUACGGUUUCCUCUUCAUCCGGACUUUGAUCUUCUACCACUAUGGCCACAGGGUCCGCCAGAUACUUGAGAUAUAUUCUCUUCGCCUUCUUUGGGCUUGCUGUCAUCUACUUCAUAUCUUCUUCUUCGACUCAACGAUUACCGUCUACGAACGAGAUUCUUAAUGGUGCCGGGAAAGGAUGGAACAACGUUCCAACGAAAGCCGGAGUCUCGGGAAGUGCUGCUGCUGCAGCCCCCGCUGCAACUGGAAUAACGCCCAAUGUUCCGGAAGGUCUUCCAGAAGCUACCGCAAAUGGACCAAGGGCAAAUGCGACAUUCGUCACAUUGGCACGAAACUCUGACAUAUGGGAAAUUGCACGAUCUAUCCGCCAAGUUGAAGACAGGUUCAACCGCAAGUACCACUACGACUGGGUCUUCCUCAACGAUAAACCGUUUGACGCUACUUUCAAGAAAGUUACCUCCUCCCUUGUUUCAGGCAAAACCCAUUACGGGGAGAUUCCAAGGGAACAUUGGUCAUUCCCAGAGCAUAUCGAUCAGGAAAAAGCUCGAAAGGUUCGAGAAGACAUGGCUGCAAAGAAGAUAAUUUAUGGAGAUUCCAUCAGUUAUCGUCAUAUGUGCAGAUUCGAGUCUGGCUUCUUCUUCCGUCAACCACUGAUGCUUAACUACGAAUACUACUGGAGAGUUGAGCCAAGCAUUGAGCUAUACUGUGACAUUAACUAUGAUGUUUUCAAGUUCAUGGAGACCAACAAGAAGAAGUACAGCUUCGUUCUGAGUUUGUACGAAUACGUCGAGACUAUCCCUACCUUAUGGGAUAGUACCAAGAAGUUCAUGAAGGCUCAUCCUGAGCACAUCUCCCAGGAUAACUCUAUGGGAUUCUUGAGUGACGAUGGCGGAGACUCAUACAACCACUGUCACAUGUGGUCCAAUUUUGAAGUUGGGAACCUCAACUGGCUCCGCUCCCAGGCUUACAUAGAUUACUUCGAGACUCUUGACCAAGAUGGUGGAUUCUUUUACGAACGCUGGGGUGAUGCGCCAGUUCAUUCGAUUGCUGCUGGUCUUCUAUUGAACAAGGAUGAGAUCCACUUCUUCAACGACAUUGCGUACUACCAUGUUCCAUUUACUCACUGUCCUACUGGGGAGAAGGUGAGACUUGACUUAAAGUGUCACUGCAAUCCCAAGGACAACUUUGACUGGAAAGGAUAUUCUUGUACUUCUCGAUUUUUCGACAUCAAUGGUAUGGAGAAGCCGGAAGGAUAUGAGAACCAACAAGAUUAGUGCAGCAUCAAUGUAUGAUAUCCAGUGAUGACAAAAAAAAUUUGAUCUACCAGGCAUGGUUAGGAAAGGCGGCGUUACUGUGUACUGUGUACGAAUUAAGUCCCUAAGAUCGCGUGUACAUAGUUCUCGGUUUGGACAGCUCAGGGACUGGGAAACGCUGGAUUGGGAACGGCACGAAUAGACACUUUGAUUA
Cadophora gregata is the source of this 1731-nucleotide messenger RNA. It is a transcript of the gene KRE2, whose product is annotated as alpha 1,2-mannosyltransferase 2.4.1. The record is from RefSeq and is a predicted model, not a curated record. NCBI's taxonomy places the organism in Eukaryota, Fungi, Ascomycota, Leotiomycetes, Helotiales, Ploettnerulaceae. Gene Ontology annotation, biological process: cell wall mannoprotein biosynthetic process; protein N-linked glycosylation; protein O-linked glycosylation. The transcript has 4 exons. Gene Ontology annotation, cellular component: membrane; Golgi apparatus. The coding region runs from base 306 to 1538 and encodes 410 amino acids. Gene Ontology annotation, molecular function: alpha-1,2-mannosyltransferase activity.